ACGUUGGAGUCUGUUGUGUUUUCUAAACCACAGUCACUCUUCUCCUUCAGUUUCAAGCUCUAACUUCUCCCAAAGAUUUGAGCUUUCUGUUUCUGAUUCUUACAAAUAUGGGUGCUUCAGGCAAAUGGGUGAAGUCCCUUAUAGGUAUCAAAAAACCUGACAAAGAUGACCAAGAAAAGGUAGGUGGGAAGAAUAAGAAGUGGAAGCUAUGGAGGAAUUCGUCAGGGGAUUUCGGGUCUUCUUGGAAAGGAUUCAAAGGGAGUCACAGAGCUGCUUCUGAAGGGUCUGAUUCGCCAAGAAGGGCUGAAGCGUACACUGCUGCUGUGGCUACAGUGGUUCGAGCUCACCCUAGAGAUUUCAGAGUUGUCAGGCAAGAAUGGGCUGCUAUCAGAAUCCAAACGGCUUUCCGAGGCUUCCUGGCAAGGAGGGCUUUGAAGGCGUUGAGAGGGAUUGUGAGGCUUCAAGCUCUGGUUCGGGGAAGACAAGUGAGGAAGCAAGCGGCUGUAACACUGAGGUGCAUGCAGGCUCUAGUUCGAGUUCAGGCACGUGUGAGGGCUCGCCGCGUGCGAAUGUCCAUUGAAGGCCAAGCUGUGCAGAACAUGCUCAAUGAGCGCCGCACUCAAGCUGAUCUCUUAAAAGAAGCUGAGGAAGGGUGGUGUGAUAGCAAGGGAACUAUAGAUGAUGUUAAAGCAAAGAUUCAAAUGAGGCAAGAAGGAGCCUUCAAAAGGGAGAGAGCAAUUGCCUACUCUCUUGCUCAAAAGCAAUGGAGAUCAACCCCAGAUUCGAAUUCACGCAUCAAUUCCUCAGUUUACUCUCUCAAUAAGAACGAAUUCGACAGGAACAGCUGGGGAUGGAGUUGGUUAGAGCGCUGGAUGUCAGCUAAGCCAUGGGAGACUAGGUUGAUGGAACAAUCCAACAGUGAUCCAUCUGAGUUCACACCGCCUCCAAAGAAAAUUGCAGACCCUUUUGUUGGCAUCGGCAAACAUUCGAAAUCUUCAGAGCCACCAUGCUCAGUCAAAGUGAGAAGGAACAAUGUCACCACUAGGAUAUCGGCAAAGCCACCACACCUUGGGCAAGUGACUACUCGCUCAUCGUCGAGCCCAAGUUCAGAGUUUAGGUAUGAUGACAGCCCUGGCUCAUCUUCACUUACAUCCACAACACCUGUUUCAGGAAACACCGGACUGGCUUCGGAUAGAACAGAUGAGAGCAGUAACUUUAGGCCAAGUUACAUGAACCUGACUGAGUCAACUAAGGCAAAGCAGAAAGCAGCAAGUUAUCAAUCUCACAGAACUCAAAGGCAAUCCAUGGAUGAGUUUCAGUUUCUCAAGAGGUCUGGGGCAUUCUCUAAUGGGGAUUCCAAAAGUAGUGCUGGUUCUGAACCACCAUCAGUCCAUUUCUCAAAGCCGCUUGGCAUGCCAACCCGCUUGGAUAAGAACACUACGAAAUUAAGGUGA
Molecule: messenger RNA, 1454 nt
Organism: Fragaria vesca subsp. vesca
Lineage: Eukaryota; Viridiplantae; Streptophyta; Magnoliopsida; Rosales; Rosaceae
Exons: 5
Coding region: 108-1454 (448 amino acids)
Molecular function (GO): protein binding
Source: RefSeq, a predicted model, not a curated record